Molecule: messenger RNA, 3096 nt
Organism: Dinoponera quadriceps
Lineage: Eukaryota; Metazoa; Arthropoda; Insecta; Hymenoptera; Formicidae
Product: 7SK snRNA methylphosphate capping enzyme-like
Exons: 7
Coding region: 141-2540 (799 amino acids)
Biological process (GO): snRNA modification
Molecular function (GO): snRNA binding; O-methyltransferase activity; RNA methyltransferase activity
Source: RefSeq, a predicted model, not a curated record
AAAAGUGAGCAGUCGUUGGUAGUUGUUGACCAGUCAAACACCAGCCGAUAGCUGACCCGAGAACAUCGGGUAUCGCUACGUAGCCAUUCCGGUGGAAGAAGUUCGCGGAAAACGUCAGAGGAAGUCACAGAUUAAAAAAAAUGUCCUCCGUACAAGUAGAUCGACCGACCAAAAUGAGUCAUCAUCCACACAGCAAGAAGGAAAGUGACAGCAACAAAUCCAGAAAACAGUUUAAUCUGUCGUAUAAGAAGCACAAUAAACACGAUGACGGACGCGGAGGAGGAAUUGGUGGAGUAGGAGGAAGCGGAAGCGGCGGGAAUUCUUUCACAAGUUUCAAGUUUGGGCGAAAGCGUUCGCAAAGCAAUAACAGUGGAAAGUUUUUCCCACCUUAUAAACGACGUAAGAAGGACGGCAACAACUUUAUCCCACCUACGAAAUUUCUCUUAGGUGGCAAUAUUCAUGAUCCUCUGAAUUUGAACAGUAUGCAAGAUGAGGAAGUGAAUCGUGCUAUGAAUGCCGUGACGCCAAAAUCUAGCCCCCUUCCCACUCCGAAGCAUAAGAAAGAGACAAUAGACGUAUUUCCACCUAAUAUCGAGGAUCCUUUACGUUUAAGAUAUGACAGUGAAGAAUACGAACAACAAUGUGUGUGUUGCCCGUUGAGAAAAGCUUCUAAACGCAGAAAUAAGAAAAGAAAGCGAGCCUGUUCGUCUUCGACAAAAGAGGAGAUCACGAGUGAAACCAUGGAAGAUAAACGUUUGAAGGAGAGCGGUGAAGAACUCUGUAAAAUAGUAGAAAGUUCGACGGAAAACCCCGGCGAAAGGAUCCAGCCGAUGGAUUCCGAAACGGCGCAGGACAAGAAUUCUACAGAAAACAAAAUGGAGAGUCCUCAGAAGGAUAAAAGUAAGGGGAACGUAGGGAAAAUAGGAAACAAAUUGGAGAGAGAAGACAAAAAUAAACUGCGAUUGAAGGGUUUGGAAGAACCCAAAGACAAAAGACUACGCAAGGACACCAAGGAUAAGAUAGUGAGUCCUGUGAUUCCCCAACCAGGUGCCUGGAAGCCUCGAGCACAGCACAGGCCUAGCCAGGACAAAAAGAAGAAGCAUCAGCAGCAAGCAAUGCCAAACUUCAGGCAGAAAGAUGCUCGCUAUCAAUAUGGCAACUACAACAGGUAUUAUGGGUACAGAAAUCCUCAUUACGAGAUGGAUCCUCGACUUAAAGCGUUCAGUGGACGUAAAGAGCUGUUCCUGCAGAAGGAUAUUCUAGACAUCGGAUGUAAUAUUGGACACAUCACCUUAUCCGUGGCGAGAGAUUUUGGAGCGAAGAGCGUCACGGGAAUUGAUAUUGAUAGGACACUGAUCAAUAUUGCUCGGAAAAACGUGAAACAUUAUGUAAAUUGUGUGCAAUCGCCGGCGAGUAACGAGGAAAGCGACAGGAGGGUAUCGGAUUCGGACGCGAAUUUCUUCCCCAAGUCGUUGCCUAUCAACUACGGCCCCAUAGACAUUCCGGGAUUCACGAAGCACAAACAAGACAUGGUGUUUCCUUACAAUGUCACGUUUGUUCAAGGUAAUUACGUAUUGGAUGAUGAUGCUCUUUUGCACGCGGAGCAACCACAAUUCGAUACGAUCCUGUGUCUCUCUAUUACUAAAUGGAUACACCUGAAUUUUGGUGACGCUGGCCUGAAGCAAUCAUUUAAGCGUAUGUACGCGCAAUUACGUCCUGGCGGUGUACUAAUAUUGGAACCUCAAGCCUGGAAUAGCUACACCAAGAAGAAGAAUCUCACUGAGCGAAUUUACAAAAAUUUCCGCAGCAUCGAGUUCCGCCCGCAGAACUUCACGCAGUAUCUCUUGUCUUCCGAAAUAGGCUUCUUUAAGUGCGAAGUUGUCAACAUCCCGCCCCAUCCUUUCAGAGGAUUCCAGCGUCCUAUCUAUUUGUUUGAGAAGAAAAAGGAGGACGAACAAUCCGACGACAUUAUGAACAAACCAGAUCGACAUGAUAUGCAAAAAAAUGAACAACUACGCGAGGAGGAAAGAAUGAAGUAUGAAUAUGAAUUAUUCCCGAAGAAUGCCAGUAAGGGGAGCAUGUCGGAGAUUAGUCACCAAAGUAGCGACCAGUAUGAGCAACUGGAGAACAUUUACGCACCUACUGCGACACCAUGUUACGACACGCCAAGUUAUAACAACGAACAGUCUCGAGAUGGGGAAUUUAUGUGUUACGACUUGAUUAUGCCAGACAAGGAGGAGACGGAAUAUACCAAGACGCACGACAAUGAUAAGAAACUGGAAGACGCGGGAGGAGAGACGAGAGAUAAAGUUGAUAAAGCGGCCGAAGAAAAUGAAGAAACGAAGGAGGCAACAGAGGGUGUUGUGGAUAAUGAAACUUACAAUUAUGAUAAGCAGGAGGAAUAUAGCGCUGAUAAGACAGACAACGAUGAUAAAGAAAUGGAAACGGAAGCGGAGAAGACAAUAGACGACGCUUGUGAGACUUACGACGACGAUCAGAAAACAAUGGGGGACGAAAUUAUUAAAGCUAGUAACUCUUAGUUUCAAUAUUUUCACCAUUUCUGCCCAUUUAUUUUUACACGCGCUUUUACCCGAUUCUUCUUUUUCCAAUUCAUUUCCCUUCCAAUCCCUUUCAUGAAAUUUUCGUUAGAUGUAAAAGAAAGUCUUGUAGCUUUCUCCCAUUUUGACUUAUUAACACAAAUGGACGGAAAAAUUUUCUGAAAAUCUAGUGAUAUUGUGGCACGCGUUUCAAUCAAUAUUAAUGAUAAUGUAAGAUCGGUAAACAUUCGUUCGUUUUUAAUUUUAUCUACAUAAGGAUUAUAUUGGACAAUUGGUGGCAAGGAACGAACGAAUUUUGUAAAGAAUUCCAUAGUAUUAGAUCGUUUAAUGUAUAAUUAUAAUAAAUAAUAUUAAGUGAGAGAGUAUAAAAGUUCGUUCGUUUUUUCAUUUGUUUUAUUCGUACAAAAGUCAUAUUGCGAAAAAACGAACGGAUCUUUUAAGAAACUGGCUGAGAAUAUUGAUGAAACAAUAAUAAUAAAAGAAUAAGAUGAAAGUUUGUUCGUUUUUUCCUCGUUUUUUAUUAAUAAAAAUUAUAUAA